Astyanax mexicanus (Mexican tetra) is the source of this 1771-nucleotide messenger RNA. RefSeq lists its product as uncharacterized. The record is from RefSeq and is a predicted model, not a curated record. Bases 448 to 1296 code for a protein of 282 amino acids. The transcript has 6 exons. Gene Ontology annotation, molecular function: nucleic acid binding. Gene Ontology annotation, biological process: DNA integration. NCBI's taxonomy places the organism in Eukaryota, Metazoa, Chordata, Actinopteri, Characiformes, Acestrorhamphidae.
GCAAAAAAAAGGGAAUGGUGUGCGCGCUGAAGAAAAAGUUGCUCUCGAGCUUAAUUUUUCUCCUCUCGGGGGCUUUUUUUCUUCGCGCGCUGUGUGAAUUACCUGCAGCAGCAAUUUCUGCUCGACUGAGUUUUUUGCGCUCGAGUUUUGAAAGGGGUGUUUUUGGCAGUUUGGGGGGGGAGUCAGGGUCGCCUCCCUCAGCGAACGCUAUUGGCCGAUAUCUCCACAGUUUGUGACGGACCGCCUACUACCAGCAGUCUCCUUCAGAGAGCAACGAUGGAGGGCGAGGAGGAGCGACAGCAGGACACUCUGAGAAGACACCUGCUCUCAAGGCUUCUCUCCAAAUUAGAACUUGGGCUCACAAGAGAACCUGUCGAUUUAGAUUACAUGGAAUUUACAUGUAGGUAGGAGUUGUAUUUGUGUAAUGCACUGUCCAGACACAUUGAUAUGCCCACAGAGAUUUUGCAUGCUCUACAGGACCUUUUUAGGCUUGUGACCGAACACAUUGAAUGCAUCAGUGGCAGAAAUAUAUAUGUUGAGACACUACCUGGGCAGAUGGGGCGUCCCAAGUUAGACAUUGAGAGAGAGACCUUGGAAGAGUUCCUAGAAACUGACUUGCCUGUGCCCUGCAUUGCAAAGAUGAUGGGAGUCUCAAUACGUACAGUGUUUAGACGCAUGCAGCAGUUUGGCCUGUCGGCUAGACGGUACAGCAGUAUGAGUGAUGAGGAACUGGACAGGGUGGUACAGGAUGUAAAAAAUGAAAUGCCGAUGGCUGGCUACCGGAUGGUUAAGGGGAGGCUGCGAUCACUGGGAGUCCAUGUUCAGUGGAGGAGAGUGGCUGCAUCAUUGCACCGUGUGGAUUCUCUGGGAAUCAUCUCAAGACUUGCUGGAUUAGGCUGUGUUGUACGCAGGACUUAUUCUGUGAGAGGUCCUCUUUCACUUUGGCAUGUGGACACAAACCACAAACUAAUCAGGUACAACAUUGUACUGUUUGGCGCAGUGGAUGGGUAUUCCAGAAAAGUGAUGUGUCUGCGUGUUGCUACCAACAAUCUGGCAUCAACUGCGUUGGCAGCCUUCAAAGAGGCAACAGAAAAGCAUGGCAUACCAUCAAGGGUCAGAGCUGACCAAGGUGUUGAAAACGUUGAAAUCGCAAGAUUUAUGUUUAACGUUCGUGGAACCGACAGGGGAAGCUUUAUGUCUGGCAAAAGCGUUCAUAAUCAAAGAAUUGAACGCUUGUGGCGUGAUGUAGGGCUGGACCCGAAUAUUCGGGUAUUCGGAUAUUCGUUCGUUGAGUAGGUAUUCGGUUUUUAAUUUUGGUAUUCGGAUAUUCGUUUUUUUUCUCCUUUCCAGAGUUCCACCUCAGUCUAACCACUUCUGUUCUUGCGGGUCCCGUCAGAAUCUUGCGCGCGGGACAGAACUGAACUGUUAUUGGCUGGAGCGGGAGUUUAAUCCAGACGAUGCGGGAGAAAAUGAAUAAAUAGUUAAGAAAACUGUAAUAAUUGUAAAAAAAAAAACCUAAAGAAAACUCUCAACGCGCAGGAUGGACCGACACACACACGCACACACCGAUGGUGUUUGGACUGGGGUAAGGAACGGGACCGCACUAUUCACCGCUGCUGUUUUAAUAAAUAUAUAAGUAAAUUUGAAGCAUUAAAUGUAGUUUAUUUAAUUUAUAUUAGGAACGUGGGGCGGGAGCGGCAGAAAUGUGUAUGUGGCGGGCGGGCGCGGGAUUAAAAGAAGCAAUUUUUUUGCGGAGCGGUAACGAGACAGA